AUGGAAAAUACUACAGAAGUUGUGACAGUCAAGGAUGACACCAAUGAGAAAAACAUAUAUAACCAGAAUUUGGAGGAUCAAAACCUUAACAUCAAUGAGGUUCAGACACCGAAGGUGGGGAUGAUUUAUUCAUCCGAAGAAGAUGUUCGUAACUAUUAUAUAGAUUAUGGUAAACAUGUGGGCUUUGCUAUAGCAAAAAAGAGCUCGAAAAACGGUGAUGAUGGAAAGACAAGGUACUUUUCAUUAGCUUGUGCAAGAAAUGGGAAGACAAUAAGCACAGCUAAAAAUUGUUUCUAUCCAAGGCCUUCUACAAAGACAGAUUGUAAAGCUAAGAUCAAUGUCACUGUUAGAGAAGACGGUUGGUGCAUUAUCAGCCGUGUCUAUCUUGAUCAUAAUCAUACACUUUGUCCUGGAAAAGUGCAACAUUUUAGAUGCAAAAAAGUGCUCACUUCAGAUUCUAAAGGAAAAUCAGAGUUGAUUGAUCCGGCCGAUGCAAUAGUAAGUAGUAGAAGUCAUCUUUCCUCUUCUGAAGCGAAUCCACCGUCUGUAGAAAAGGAUUUCGUCAGAAUUGGAAAGUCGAGAAUUGGAGAUGUGGAGGCUCUAUUUAGUUAUUUUUCUCGUGUGCAGAGUAGGAAUGCGAAUUUUUACUAUACUGUCGAUGUUAACGAAGAUUGUCGCAUUAAAAAUAUCUUUUGGGCCGAUGCAAGAUGCAGGACUGCGUACGAGUCUUUUGGAGAUGUCGUGACAUUCGAUACUUCCUAUUUAACAAAUGGAUACGAGGUUCCUUUAGUUGUAUUUUCUGGGGUGAAUCAUCACGGACAGUCUAUACUGUUUGGCUGUGGAUUAAUAUCUAAUGACGAUACAGAUACAUUUAUUUGGUUGUUCAAGUCUUGGUUAAUCUGCAUGUCUGGGAGAUCUCCCAAAUCCUUAAUUAUAGACGAGCGAAAAACCAUUCGAGCAGCAGUCAUCGAGGUAUUCCCGAAUUCCCAUUAUCGGUUAUGUCUUUGGAAUAUAAUGAAGAUGGCUUUGAUGAAGCUCGGAAAUCUUGUUGAGUAUGAGGCAAUCAAAAAUUGUUUAAAGAAUGCUGUUUAUGAUUCUCUCAAGCCUAACGAAUUCGAAGAAAGUUGGCUGAGAUUCGUAAUGGAACAUAAACUCGAGGGUAAUGAGUGGUUGCAGUCUUUAUAUGCAGAUCGACAUUUAUGGGUUCCAGCAUUUGUUAAGGAAUAUUUUUGGGGCGGAAGUGAAAAGGCGAUGAAUUCGUUUUUUGAUGGAUACGUCCACUCUAAAACGACACUGCGACAGUUUGUCGAGCAAUAUGAUAUUGCUUUGAAAAGCAAGAUUGAGAAGGAGGAUAAUUCGGAUUUUGCUUCGUUUGGUACCACGAUCCCGCUGAUAACAAAUCUUUCGAUCGAGAAGCAAUUUCAGCAAGCUUAUACGAACGACUUGUUUAAGCUAUUCCAAGAGGAGCUGAGAGGAUUAAUCUACUGCAAUGCCUCGAUGGUGAAGAGUGAAGAUUCGGUAACUCUAUAUGAAGUGACUGAAAGUAAGUUAGAAAAUGAUGGAUCCUCGUGGAAAGAAAUAAAUGAGAUUCCGUCUCAUUAUAUCUUAAAGCGGUGGAGAAAAGAUAUUAAGCGGGGCUAUACAUUUGUGAAGAAUAAUGAAGAAAGGGGACAAUGCAACUUGGGAUUAUGGCCAUUAUUGUGUGAAGUACUGGAACUUGGAAGUGUAUCAGAUGGUUGUCAUGAACUUGUGGUUUCGUUAUUAGGAGAAGUGAAACAGAAGCUUCUUGAUUGCGAUGCUUUACAAGCUGCUGCUUCUAAUCACGAUUUGAAACAAAAUACGUAA
Impatiens glandulifera is the source of this 1845-nucleotide messenger RNA. RefSeq names its product protein FAR-RED IMPAIRED RESPONSE 1-like. Gene Ontology annotation, biological process: regulation of DNA-templated transcription. NCBI's taxonomy places the organism in Eukaryota, Viridiplantae, Streptophyta, Magnoliopsida, Ericales, Balsaminaceae. The record is from RefSeq and is a predicted model, not a curated record. The transcript has 3 exons. The coding region runs from base 1 to 1845 and encodes 614 amino acids.